GACGAAAUUGUCCCUGCCAAUUCUCUUCUUUCCCCUGCUGCCAAAUGGGAGCAAAACGGAUCGUGACUCUUCCUCCCUGCGCUGCUCUUGUUGCGCUCGCCGCCCCCUCCGUCCGGCAUCUCCUGCUGCUGCCCCGCUCUGCUCCAGGCACACGGCCGUGCCCUUCGCCAGUUCCCCGAGGCCAGGCCUUUCCCUCCUGGGCGGCGGCCUGUCACGGCGGCGGCGCCCGCUCGUGGCAGGAGAUGGAGGAACCUCCUCUACGAUUCUUCAGGGACAUUUUCCCAGAGAACCACGCCGAUCUGUCAUGGGUUCCCGACCGGAUGGAUCCCAAUUCGUCCUACAGGCUUGCUAUUCGAGUAAGCGCUUAUGUCAAAUUAACUGAUGAUGAUGGUCGCCAAUAUUGCAAGUGCUACACCAACAAGAACUAUCACUUCUGUUUCUACACCAAGCCCUAUGACAAGAAGUAUGUCAAGAAGGUUGUUGCAGCAAACUCGAUCUACACCAACUAGAGCUAUCACUUCUAUGCAAACACCUAGCCCUAUGACAAGGAGCCGAAAAAAGGUUGCUGGAAUUUGAAGGCUCCAUAGAGCCUGUUGCAUAUAAAGCACUAUCUCCAGUUGAAAGAACAUCUAGGUCUGUUUAGCGGGUUUUGGUUGAUUAAUGAUAUACGCUUGUGGAACUAAUGCCAUUUGCAAGCAUGAUGAGCAGGAAUCACAGGUGAUAGAUGAACAAGUUGGUGAAGAUGUAUACCGAAAAGGAAAUGAAAGUUGCAAAGUGGAAAAUCAUGAGGACCAAAUUUGUUUAUAUUUUAAAAUUGAGUAUAGGAAUGCAGCACUAUCAAGAGAGAUAUGAAAUACAUUCGCUUUGCAUAGAAUAAGGUGCUCAAGAUGAUCUAACAAACAUACGAGAGACACCUUUGCACUUACACAACAUUUGGGAUAUACAUUUUGGAGUGUUGUGUUCUUACAGGAAUGUUUGGAAUUUCUAAAAAUUUCUUCGGAGUCUCUUGGCAUGGGCUUUCUGCGGAAUGUUCGGAGUCCAGAUAUAUGCGGAGUCUCCACAUAUCUCCGGAGUUAUUGUUCGAAGUCUCCGAAAAAUUCUUCGGAGUCUCUGGAACUUGAAUAGCCAAUGGCUAGUUUUGGGGGCUGGGGUAUAAAUACCCCCUCACCUCCUCCAUGUUAACUCUCUCGGUCUGUUUACCACCUGCCUCCAUUCUUGAGCAUUCAAGAACCUUCUUUGAUUCCUCCUUGACUUCCAAGUGAGAUUUGGUGAGAGGAUUGAAGGAAAAUUGAAGGGAGAGCAAGUGAGAGUGCUAAUGAGCUCUCUUGAGCA
Panicum hallii is the source of this 1332-nucleotide messenger RNA. RefSeq lists its product as uncharacterized. The transcript is spliced from 5 exons. The record is from RefSeq and is a predicted model, not a curated record. NCBI's taxonomy places the organism in Eukaryota, Viridiplantae, Streptophyta, Magnoliopsida, Poales, Poaceae. Bases 45 to 509 code for a protein of 154 amino acids.